CGUAGUUCGGAGGCGCUGGGCGGGCGACGCAGCGGGUCCUGGUGGGAAAUUUGAGGAAGUGUGUGUUUUGAACUUUUGAGUGUGUGUGCCGCUGUGUGUUCCCUCAAAGCAUGGCUCUCAACUAUCAGACCUCCACCCUUUCUUUGACUUUGCCGAUUUCGUGUCAGAUAUGUCUCGGAAAGGUCAGGCAGCCGGUCAUUUGUGGCAACCACCACGUGUUCUGCUCCUCCUGCAUGGAAAUGUGGUUAAAGAAAGCCAGCCAGUGUCCCACCUGCAGAGUGGCCAUCACGGCAGAAAACCCGUGCAGAGAAAUCCUCGGAGGCACAAAUGAGAGUGAUCACAGUGACAGUCCGUCCAUGAGAAAAUAUCUCCGGAAAACCAGAGGAGAGCUGCUCUUACGCGAGUAUGAGGAGGAGAUUGACGGGCUCAUCAGAGAAAACGAGGAGCUGAAAACAAAAAAUCUAAGUCUGGAGUCACAACUGAAGACCGCUUUGGAUCCCUGCAGCAUUAAUACAGUGCAAACGGAUGACAAAAAGGUUGACCCAUUUGUCCUGGAAGAAUGGACCAACAAGCUGCGAGCUGCCACAGAUGUUUGUGAUAAAGUAAAGCAGGAUAUGGACAAGCUUAAAGAGGCAAAUAAGGCUUUACGAUCUCAAAAUGUCGACCUCGUACAAGAGAAUAUGAGAUUGAAAGCAGAGGUGGCGAGCAGAUCUCCUCAGAAGUUUGGUCGUUACACAGUGGCAGCACUGGAAGCUAAAAUCCAGCAGUACGAGCGUAAUGUGGACCACUUGAAGAGGGCUCUGGAGCGCAGUGACCAGUACAUUGAAGACCUGGAGUCUCGAGUCAGUAAGCCUGAGAAGAAAUCUCUUGAUGUGCAGGAAGCGUGUGGGAGUGGCAAGGCUGGGUCAGAAGCUUUCACACAGCAACAGAAAAUCAACAUGAUGAUGAGAAGCUUGAGUGACAAUGAAAGGGUGUUGAUCUGCAGCAAUCCUGAGGCAGAAUGUCGAACAUUUUCAAGAGAUCACAGUUUGAUGUUCAUGCCAUCUGCAGAUCACAAACAGCUAAACAAAAAUCUGACUGAAGACCAGAAAAAUGAGGACUUGGAAAGCACCUCCUCUGACUUUUUGCCCACCACUCCGUCCUCCGCCUUCAGGUCCCUGACUCUGAGAAGCCCUGGCAUACGAGAGAAGAAAGUUGCAUUUAAACCCGUGUCUUAUCUGAGGAGGCUUGAUUUUGAAGAAUUCCCUUCUCCUGGCAAGAGUAGCAGCACCAUGGAGAACCAAUUCAACAGCCUCGACAAAUUCCCCAAAAGCUCGCUCCCCAAUACUGACGCUGAACCCUCCAAGUCUGCCUUCUGGGGUGGUUGGCAGAGAUCUAUAUCUGAUGACCAAUCAUGUCCAAGUCCAAAUAAAGAAAGCCCUGUUGAAGGAGCCGGAGCCGCAUCCGCUGAUCUUAUAGGUGAUAAGCCUGAUAGUUUCCACAUGUCCAGCGAGGCCUCCAUGGAUGCCGCUUAUCUUGACAAAAUCUCCGAGCUGGACUCCAUGAUGCUGGAUGGAGAGAGUUCCAGUAGCAGGGGAUCACAGCUGUCCCUGGCUUCCUCCACUGCCGCAGACUUGGACAACACUCUUGUCUCGGAACCACAAACCUGCCCCGACGUCUUGUCCAGCCACGGCGGCAAACCUGUGAUACAGUGUGACCAGAAGAGCCACCCGCCAUGCAAAAACACGGAUGGCACCUUGAAUGACAAAGAGGCUCCAAAAGAGUCUGCAGAAGAAAGUUUUGCUUCACUGGAGUCAGGUAGCGAGGGCAGUGCCCAUGACCCUGACUGUGCAGAGCUUGGAGGGUCCUCUCAGACUGAUGAGCUGUCUUUUGAUUUGCUGUUUGAUUCGCUGGAAGAGAAUAAGGCUGGUCCCUCCGGCUCUGUCAGUCCAGCGAGCCAAGACAAUGACCGUGUAGGCCCUUCCUCCUCCUGCUCAUCAUCAAGCUGCACUAGUAAACCUGUGAACACAACAAGAGAGAGACACGCACUGAACAUCAGCCAGCCAACAAAGAGAAAGUCUCACAGUCCCUUUAACACAAGCAGUCCCACAAAACUUUCGAAGCUCAUGUGAAGGUUUUAAAACCUGAACCUGUGUGUUCUCACUGUAGUGUGUUUUCGGUCAGGCCUCACAGCCACACAUGGCUUUAACUCCAUGUUGCUUCAGAAUAAAUUUGUGAGCUUGA
Morone saxatilis (striped sea-bass) is the source of this 2223-nucleotide messenger RNA. RefSeq names its product ORC ubiquitin ligase 1 (gene obi1). The record is from RefSeq and is a predicted model, not a curated record. Lineage: Eukaryota; Metazoa; Chordata; Actinopteri; Moronidae. Gene Ontology annotation, biological process: protein monoubiquitination; regulation of DNA replication. Gene Ontology annotation, molecular function: ubiquitin-protein transferase activity. The transcript is spliced from 6 exons. The coding region runs from base 111 to 2111 and encodes 666 amino acids.